Fusarium oxysporum Fo47 is the source of this 729-nucleotide messenger RNA. RefSeq lists its product as uncharacterized. The transcript is spliced from 3 exons. NCBI's taxonomy places the organism in Eukaryota, Fungi, Ascomycota, Sordariomycetes, Hypocreales, Nectriaceae. The coding region runs from base 1 to 729 and encodes 242 amino acids. The record is from RefSeq and is a predicted model, not a curated record.
AUGUCCAUAUUGGAUCCAGAGAACAUUCGCGGAACCCCCGAAGACGGCCCCUUUCGUGAUUUCAUCGGUGCUGAUGGAACCUGCAUAUGGGCUGCGGCAACAUCCAUACCCGCAUCACUCAGUGCAUUUCUUCUCGCUUGUAUACUUGCUCGGGCUUGGGACGCCAAAAAAGCUACCAGCAUCUGGGCUGAGCUCAUACAUGAGCGGGCUGCCCAUGUUGAGGCCCAACUAAACAUGAAAAAAUUGGUUAAUCCCCACACUGAGAUGGCCAUCCGCCAGAACAUCAGUCGUGCGGACCUUGCGAAGUGGGAUGCAAGCGCUCGAGCCUGGCUUCGAAGGGCAGAUCAAAGCAUGCUCAGCCAUCAUGUUCAAUUCAAGCUGGUCAUGCGAAAUGUCAAGACGCCUUUCCUUGAACCUGGGACGACGUUUGAGAAGGUCACCUCAGGCUGGAUACAAUCAAUGAAGGUUGUGGAAGACUCCGAAACAUACCACAGGAGGUUCCCGAUCGAACAGUUUUGGUCGCAAUCUGAGCAUGGCAUCUAUAUCCAGACCUGCUGGCCAAAAGUGAAGAAGUCAUUCGAAGAGUCAGCUUUAGGAUCUGUGGAUGGCAGCCCUUGGGGCUCUUCUAAGACAAUGGCGAAUACCAUCGUCGGGCCUUGGAGCUUCUAUGAUGCGGUUUCAGUCUCUUGGGAAACUAUUGAAAACAUCUCCAGCCUCGUCCAGCCAUAA